UGAGGACUGGAAGGAGCCACACAGGGUCACGCUAAGAUCUCACUCAGAGAUUCACCACCCAUCACCGGAGCCGAACAAUACACCGAAGACAUUGGGGGUGCUCCCGGUGGUCUGACACCCAUGAGAAAAUAGACCUAUCAAGUCUAAUCUUCAAAAGGAUCUAAUAAAUAAACCCUAAAAUGAAGGCAUUCAGCAUUGCAGUUGCAGUGACACUCGUGCUCGCCUUUAUUUGCAUUCUGGAGAGCUCCGCCAUUCCAUUCAAUGGGGUGCGAGAGCCGGAGGAGGCAGGGAGCAAUGACACUCCAGUUGCGGCACAUCAAGAGAUGUCAAUGGAAUCGUGGCUGAUGCCAAAUCACAUCAGGCAGAAGCGCCAGAGCCACCUCUCAAUGUGCCGCUAUUGCUGCAAGUGCUGCAAAGGCCAAAAGGGUUGUGGAAUGUGCUGCAGGUUCUGAGGGUUUUCCACUAUGACAGUUGAUGAAGAUUAAUUUAUUGCGCUUUUUGUCUUAACCCAAGAAAUAGCAUGCUUCUUGACCUCUGUAUUCAAAUGCAUGGCUCGCUAAAAACACUGUUUUGUAUUACUUGUAAAGGUAUGAUUUUCAAAACAGUACUGGAAAAAUGGGUAGUCACUUUUUUGUAUUUAUUUUGUGUGGUUGUGUAAGCUCAAGAAAAUCCUGUUUUAUUUAAAUUUUCAUAUUUGGUACUGAAUAAACAAUGAAGUACUAAAGCAAA
This is a messenger RNA of Sphaeramia orbicularis (orbiculate cardinalfish), 729 nucleotides long. RefSeq names its product hepcidin antimicrobial peptide (gene hamp). The transcript is spliced from 3 exons. Lineage: Eukaryota; Metazoa; Chordata; Actinopteri; Kurtiformes; Apogonidae. Gene Ontology annotation, cellular component: extracellular region. The record is from RefSeq and is a predicted model, not a curated record. Gene Ontology annotation, biological process: defense response to bacterium; intracellular iron ion homeostasis. The coding region runs from base 180 to 452 and encodes 90 amino acids.